Molecule: messenger RNA, 1719 nt
Organism: Colletotrichum higginsianum IMI 349063
Lineage: Eukaryota; Fungi; Ascomycota; Sordariomycetes; Glomerellales; Glomerellaceae
Product: Glycoside hydrolase
Exons: 1
Coding region: 1-1719 (572 amino acids)
Biological process (GO): carbohydrate metabolic process
Cellular component (GO): beta-galactosidase complex
Molecular function (GO): beta-galactosidase activity
Source: RefSeq, a predicted model, not a curated record
AUGACAGCCUUCGAACAACCCCCCGCAUCGCAGCUCCCGCACCUCCGCCGCAGCAAUGGCAACACACAGCUCAUCGUCAAGGGCAAGCCCUUCCUGAUGCUGUCGGGCGAGCUGCACAACUCGUCCCUCUCGUCGGCCCGCUUCAUGUCCGAGGUCUGGCCCGCCAUGAAGGCCAACCACGUCAACACGCUGCUGGGUGCCGUGACGUGGGAGGACAUCGAGCCCGUCGAGGGCCAGUUCAACUUCGCGGAGCUCGACGCCGUGCUGGCCGGCGCGAGAGAGCACGGCAUGCACCUCGUGCUGCUCUGGUUCGGCACCUACAAGAACGGCAUCUCGACGUACGCGCCGCACUGGGUCAAGCGCGACACGAAGCGCUUCCCGCGCGUCCAGUGCCUCGAGGCCGGCGGCGUCAAGCGCACCAUCGAGAUGGUCACCCCGCUCAGCGAGGAAGGGUGCGCGGCCGACUCGCGGGCCUUUGCCGCGCUGUGCAGGCACCUCGCGCAGGUCGACGCCGAGCACAACACGGUGCUCAUGAUCCAGGUCGAGAACGAGACGGGCCUGCUGGGCGACUCGCGCGACCGCUCCCACCGCGCCAACAAGGCCUUCGCCGAGCCCGUCCCCGAGGCCCUCCUGCGCCACCUGAGCGAGAGGUCGGCCGACCUGCACCCCAAGUUCAAGGCGCGCUUCGCCGACCCGCCGCCGCCGGCGUCGGGCGCCGCGCACUACUCGUGGGAGGACCUCUUCGGCGCCGGCGCCUCGGCCGACGAGGCCUUCAUGGCGUAUCACAUCUCGUCGUACGUCGGCCGCGUCGCCGCCGCGGGGAAGAAGGAGUACGACAUCCCGCUGUACACCAACACGUGGCUCAACUUUGACGACCCGUCCGACCUCGACCUCCGCGGCGUGCCCAUCGUCGUCGGCGGCGGCGCCGAGCCCGGCGUCUACCCCUCGGGCGGGCCCUGCCCGCACGUGCUGGACAUCUGGCGCUACAACACCAUCUUCACACCGCACAAGUCGCUCGACUUUUUGGCGCCCGACCUGUACUUCCACAACUACGAGGCCGUGUGCCGCGACUACACGGCGCAGGGGAACCCGCUCUUCAUCCCGGAGCAGCGGCGCGACGAGAACGGCGCGCGGCGGGUGUGGCUCUCGUACGGCACGUACGGCGCGCUGGGCGCGAGCCCGUUCGGCAUCGACACGGGCGCCGAGGUCGUCGGCCGCGAGUUCAAGCUGCUGUCGCAGGUGGCGCCGUACCUGCUCGCGGCGCGGCCCGAGGACCGCAUGGGCUUCUUCUUCGACGAGGAGGUCGACACGGCCGGCAAGGGCGAGAGGUGGACGCGGGUCUUUGGCGACAUGGAGGUCAUCGUCGAGCGCGCCUUCGUCUUCGGCAAGCCGGGCCCGGGCGGCGGGCUCGUCAUCCACCUCGGCGGCACCAAGUUCCUCGCCGUCGGGCGCGGGUUCAACGUCCGCUUCCGCAGCGUGCGCAAGGAGGCGACGUUCACGGGCAUCCUGGCGGCGGCGGAGAAGGAGGUGGGCGAGGACGGCGCGCUGCGGACGCUGAGGGUGUUCAACGGCGACGAGACGCGCAGCGGCGAGUUCCUCAUCAUGCCCAACGACGACCCGGACUACGGCGGGUUCCCCAUCGCCGUGACGGUGCCGGCGCGGACGUGCAUCGCCGAGAUCGAGGCCUACUGGGUCGCCGAGGAUGAGGCGGACCGAUGA